Molecule: messenger RNA, 738 nt
Organism: Trifolium pratense (red clover)
Lineage: Eukaryota; Viridiplantae; Streptophyta; Magnoliopsida; Fabales; Fabaceae
Exons: 1
Coding region: 77-724 (215 amino acids)
Source: RefSeq, a predicted model, not a curated record
UGUUAGUUACUAAUCACUUUUCUUUGAUUAAAAUCAAAAUCCUUUUUUUUUUUCUCUUUUUCUUGUUUAUAGAUUUAUGCGUGAAUUCUUUUCUUCAAAUUCCACCAUGAAUGCGAUUGUGAACGCUCUUCCAAAAAAGAAAAGACAGCAAACAAUAGAAAGUAUUUUUCAUAAUUACUCUUCCAGCAGCAUUACACGACGUGUAGAUGCACAAUUUCCAAGAAUAAUAUUUCAAACCAAGAACAAAAACGUAAUCACUCAAGAUUUCAAAAUUGGUUUGCAUGUGAUAAUUCACAGAGCAGAAGGACUCGAUCAAUUCGCGGAUGAUCCGAGCGUCAAGAACAGAGAUUACAAUGUUGUGUAUUGGAUUAAACCUGAUGAAGAAAUUCACACUAAGGUUGUUGAAGGUUUUGUUACACCUGAAUGGAACCAAGCUAAUGAUUUUAUGUUAGAGAAUCUUGAUGAUGAUAGUUUUUUGAAUGUUGAGGUACAAAGGUUUAAUUCUUUGGAUGAUCCUGGUACAUCUAGUGGUAAUGUGGUUGUUGGGAGGGUGAAGAUUCCGCUUCCGACGGUGUUUAAUCGAAGGGAAGUCCGGUCGUUUCCUCUGCUUAGGAGUGAUGAAAAGGGAUGUAGGCUUGAAGGGAAUAUCUUGCUUUCUAUGAGACUUAAGAAAAUCGAGCCUUUUAGGUUUUAUGAUGAUGAUGAUUUGAUUUUUAAUGAAUAAUGAUGAUGUUAAAG